AUGGGCGCAGCCCCCACCCCCAACCCCCACCUGCUGCGUGACUUUGGGCCCCGACCUCCAGCCUGCCUGGAGACGGCCUUCGGGGUCUCGGUGGACGACAGGGGCCUGGCCAUCUCACAGAAGCUCCCGGAGAUCUUCGAAGCCGCCGCCGCCAAAGAGCCGCUGCAGGGUUGCCCCGUUGCUGAGCCCACCACUCCUUCCGAAGAAGAGGCGGCUGAAGCCGAAAGGCUGAAAACUGAAGGAAACGAGCAGAUGAAAGUGGAGAAUUUUAAAAGCGCCGUCUCGUUCUACGGAAAAGCCAUUGAACUCAACCCGUCCAACGCAGUCUAUUACUGCAACCGGGCUGCCGCUUACAGCAAACUCGGGAACUAUGCCGGGGCAGUGAGAGACUGUGAGAGAGCCAUCGGCAUCGACCCCAAGUACAGCAAAGCCUACGGCAGGAUGGGGUUGGCCCUGUCCAGCCUCAACAAGCUCUCGGAAGCCAUCUUCUACUACCGGAAGGCGCUGGAGCUGGACCCAGAGAACGAGACCUACAAGUCCAACCUGAAAGUCACCGAGCAGAAGAUGAAGGAGGCCCCGAGCCCGACGGGCAGCGCCGGAGGGUUUGACCUGGCUGGGCUGCUUAACAACCCCGGCUUCAUGAGCAUGGCCUCCAACCUGAUGAACAACCCACAGGUGCAGCAGCUCAUGUCCGGGAUGAUUUCCAGCAGCCAGAGCCCCAUGGCCGCCCCGGGAGCCAGCACUGCCCCCCACGAUCUCGCCAGUCUCAUCCAAGCAGGCCAACAGUUCGCUCAGCAGAUGCAGCAGCAAAAUCCGGAGCUCAUAGAACAGCUGCGCAGCCAGAUCCGGAGCCGGACCCCCAGCGCUAGCAACGAAGAGCAGCAGGAAUGAGGCAGCUGCCG
Molecule: messenger RNA, 902 nt
Organism: Thamnophis sirtalis
Lineage: Eukaryota; Metazoa; Chordata; Lepidosauria; Squamata; Natricidae
Source: RefSeq, a predicted model, not a curated record